Rhagoletis pomonella (apple maggot) is the source of this 843-nucleotide messenger RNA. RefSeq lists its product as uncharacterized. The transcript has a single exon. NCBI's taxonomy places the organism in Eukaryota, Metazoa, Arthropoda, Insecta, Diptera, Tephritidae. The coding region runs from base 1 to 843 and encodes 280 amino acids. The record is from RefSeq and is a predicted model, not a curated record. Gene Ontology annotation, molecular function: nucleic acid binding; zinc ion binding.
AUGUGUAAUUGGCUUGCGUUUAAGGACGCAUUUGAGACUCUCGUACACAAGUCCUCCUAUCCAGAAGCGUUCAAAUUAGGGAAGCUUCGGCAAUCUGUCAAUUCAAAGGAGGUCCCGCUCAUAGGUGGUGUUUAUUCGGGUGGCUACGAGGAGGUUUGGCGCGCGUUAAAGGACCGUUAUGAUAACAAAAAGCAACUCGCAGAAAUCCAUGUGACGCGGUUCCUUAACUUAAAAUUGUCGACAGAAGAAUCGGCCAAGUCUUUGCUUGCCAUUGUGGACACGGUUCACGAGUCGCUACGCGCGUUGCGGGUUAUGGAGGUGCCUGUCGAUAAAUGGGAUGCAUUGGCAGUUCCCAUCGUUACCUCCAAGCUACCUACUAUCACGAAACGCGAGUGGUCUAUGCGUUGUUCUUCACAUGAGAUACCGCUGUUGGAGGAUUUGCUGAAAUUUCUAGAAAAAAGAGCACAUAGCCUAUGCCAGGAAACAUCCAUUGAGUCGGUGCGAUUGCCGCGAACAGUAAAAUCUAACGUGGUUUCCACGGUGGAUGGGAAGUGUGCCCAUUGCCAUGGCAUUCAUCGUAUCACGAGAUGUCCCACCCUUGCAGCAAUGUCGCCCGGGGCACGUUUUGAGGCGGUUAAGGGAUCGAAGCUUUGUUAUAAUUGCUUAAGGGCUGGACAUUCGUCGAAACAAUGUUCUUCUGGUGGUUGCCGUAAUUGCGGUCGACAGCAUAACACGCUGUUUUGUCGCGAGAGCCAAACAGGAGUAGCAGCUUCAGGCUCCCAGUCCAGCUCAAAGGUCAUCGAGGCUACCCCGCAAGCUGUCCAGCCUGCUCCAAACUUAUGA